Messenger RNA from Xiphias gladius (swordfish), 4092 nucleotides. RefSeq names its product proteasome activator complex subunit 3-like. The coding region runs from base 136 to 906 and encodes 256 amino acids. Gene Ontology annotation, cellular component: proteasome activator complex; cytoplasm; nucleoplasm. The record is from RefSeq and is a predicted model, not a curated record. Lineage: Eukaryota; Metazoa; Chordata; Actinopteri; Istiophoriformes; Xiphiidae. The transcript has 10 exons. Gene Ontology annotation, biological process: positive regulation of endopeptidase activity; regulation of G1/S transition of mitotic cell cycle; regulation of proteasomal protein catabolic process. Gene Ontology annotation, molecular function: endopeptidase activator activity.
AUGACAAAUGCAAACGGACCGGUUGCGUUUGCCCGUCGCUUACUGAUGACGUCACUGAUCUGCGUUCCAUUCCUGCGGUCUGGCUGGUCUGGCUUUGCUGGACACCUGAGCAAUUAUUGACAUUUAUUUCACGCCAUGUCAUCUCUUCUAAAGGUCGACAGCGAGCUGAAAACCAAGGUGGAAGCAUUCAGGGAGCAGAUCACCAGUGAGGCCGAGCACCUGGUCGCCAGCUUUUUCCCUCAAAAACUUCUAGAGUUGGAUCACUUUCUCAAGGAGCCGAUUCUCAACGUGUCUGACCUGAAAGAAAUACAUUCAGAGAUCAAGUUCAAAGUUCCAGACUCGAUUCUCUUCACUAACAGCUAUGAUGGCGUGGACAUGGAUACCAAGAAAAGGAAACUAGAAGAAGGAGUCCCUGAUCAGAGCAGGCAAGGGGAAGUAAAAACACUGAUGAUGCCAGAUGGCAUGAUGAAAUGUAACACCAGGCUGAUGGACCUGAUUGAACGAGUCAAACCAGAGAUAAGGACGUUGAUUGAGAAGUGUAACACUGUUAAGAUGUGGGUCCAGCUGCUCAUUCCAAGAAUAGAAGACGGAAACAACUUUGGAGUCUCCAUACAGGAAGAGACGGUGGCAGAGCUGAGGACGGUGGAGUCGGAGGCAGCAUCUUACUUGGACCAGAUCUCCAGAUAUUACACCACCAGAGCCAAGCUUGUCUCCAAAAUCGCCAAGUACCUUCACGUGGAGGACUACAGAAGGACAGUAUCAGAGAUUGAUGAGAAGGAGUACAUCAGUUUGAAGAUCAUUGUUUCAGAGCUCAGGAAUCAAUAUGUGACUCUCCAUGAUAUGAUCCUGAAGAACAUUGAGAAGAUUAAGAAACCCAGAAGCAGCAACUCUGAAGCUCUUUACUGACAACCCCUAUAAAAACACACACUGACACACAACAUCAGCUGUUGGUCUAAUGUUGACCAAUAAUUCCCAGCAUGUGUUUUGUAGUACCUGAUGGUUUUAGGUUUUACAACCUCAGGACAAUCCAUGAAGUAUCAAAUAAGCUGCUGCUUUUGGAAAAGUGUGCUUAUAUUCAGUAUUGAAUACUUUAACAUAAAUGGUGCUCACUGUUGUAUAUAAAACCCCCCAGCCACCUGGGUCUCACCCACACUGACACACACAUUUCAACUACUCCCCUGUGAGCUGUCCAGAGCUGUGGUUGGCAUCCUCCUCCAUUUUUGGUUUAGGUGUUAUUCUACAGUCACCAACAUGCUCUCUGGAACCUGACAUCAGACUCCUUGCACAUAAGUAUCCUGACAUAGCACUGCUGUUACAAAGUCCACAUACAUGGCCUGCCUUGCCUGAACUUAAGAGGUUCCAGCUGCUUUCUCUCCCUGUCUGGUUGUCUGGAGUUUUGGUCUUCUGGAUGCUAUGCCUUCCAGGAUUUAUCAGCAGUUUUUAAAUGGUUGUCCUUUUUUUCCUUGUUUUCAUUUUUAGCUCUCUGUUGCCUUACCCACCCAAGCAAAGUUCCCUUUGUUCAGUAAUUGUCCCAGCCCCUUAAACUUUUUGUGCAUAUCACAGUUCUGGGGAAAAAUAUGGGAUUUCACAGUGCAACUCUACUUAAUCCUCUCAUGUUUGGACUUAAACUGGAAAGGGACCUUUUGCUCAAAUAUGAUACAGACAAUGUCACUCAGUGCUUCAGAAAGCAGCUGUAAUUCUUCAGACAUAACAAAAAAUUUUUGGGAGUAUUUUUGUUAUUGACAUAAAGAUCCUUCUCCCCCGACUCGCUUUUUUUUUUAAUGUCUUGUGCUUGUAUUUUUGCCUGACCUCCCAUUACAGGGAUGUGUGGUACUUAAGGAGUGGCACUUUAUGUCCAAAGAAAAUAAAUUCAUCCUCAAUAAUGUGCCCCCACUUAUCCGUGUUUAGUGAUCAAGCAGGCUUAAACUGGAACUAAAAAAAAUCUUAUUGUUUCAUCAGGUUUAGUGAGUCUUAUUUGAGCAUAGCUCUACCUAACUUCAACCUGAGCAGAGCUCUGAUUAGUUAAAAUAAGUGAUAGCACCUGCUUGGGUGUGCGGGGCCUUUAAGUUUGCAUGCAUGUAGGCUAGGGCUGUCACUUGUUCAAAACAUAAUUUCUAUGAGGACCAGGGCAAGACUGAUUUGCUGCUGGCCGUGAAUUGACCCCGCCUUAAUUUUCAUUGAACUUGAGUUAAUUCUGACACACAAAAUCUGGAGUCUUCUGAACAAGACGAUCAGUUUUCGCCAGAUUAAUUGUGCCGUGCAGGAUAAAGACUGACAGAGGUUGUUUUGUAUUUUAUUUAUUAUUCAGCUCAAGAUCGGAUAAUGCAGCCCGAUACUUUGAAAACCUUGUGAAACUUGGCAGUAGUAUGGAAAAUGACAAAUUGAAGUAAGGGACCAUCUUCAAAGUGUAUGCAAAAUGUGGCUUUAUCCAGCUCUUUUAUUUAAAUUUUAAGUUUUUAAGCAAACAAUUAAAGGAACAGACCUGCAGUCCUAACCUGCACUUCAAAAUCAAGUUUGAACAAAUUCACACUUACUCAUAAUUCAUUCUGACAAAUUCAAAUGCAGCCUGUGUAGCCUUUACUAAAAUACAUUGUGGCCGCGGUCACACCAGAUUUCACUCCCAUUCAUUUCUAUGAAGAACAGGGUAAGAUGUUUUCUCUAAUCAUCAUCAUUUGAUCAGGUCUCAUUUGGCAUGUGCUCAGUUCAAUCCAAUUAAUCUCUAACACAAAAAAUCUUGAUUCUCUCAAGUGUCUAGCCAGUUUGAGAGACGAAGUGGGAUUGACCUCAUUCAGGGGAUGCUGAUUGUUUAUACCGUUUCCUUGUUUGUAUAACUGUAUGGCGAAGGGACAUUAACAGAGAGUAAUGACAAAGUGUUUGAUAAGAUGCUGUAUAAUAUUCAAGUAGUGGAAUGCUGCUGUUAACCAGCUACUCAAGCUGAUCCUUUUACGUUAUGCUACUCCUACUCCUUUCCCACCAGCCUUUGCCACAGUAUGUGUUUGUUUCAUUAGCUAUGCCUCCACUGCCUCACUUCCGUGACAGACUAUAAUAACAAGGCUGUUGCAUUUUGGUCAGCAAAAAACCCUUCCAGAGUACAUGGCACGACCUGUUGCAGUAAUAAACUGGAAAUUUUCAAUUUGAACAGAACAAGUAUUUAAAGAAUGGGAUCACAUGUUUUUGAAGAUUCUUUUUGCAUGGGACUUGCCCACACGUACACUGAAACAAUUAUUGGCUGCUCUAAUUGUUCCUGUUGUCUCUUCUGGCUAUGAGAACCAUUCACAAUAAAAUUCCAAUGUAAGUGAUGAGUUUAAGAUAAUAUGAGGCUUCAGGAGUCUGAAUUAGACAAAUUAAGUGUGUAUCUGCUAAAAAUACAGGAUUUUGGUCUGAAAAUGUGAAAUUCCCUGACAGACUGUUUCCCUAGAGUGAUGUUUUUAUCUCUUGAGAGUUGACUUUUCAGCCUGCUGUUAAUGUCCCAUAAGGCAAAGUCAACAACAAAUUUUUGAUACAAAUUUGUGGAGUCAUUAUUCUGGCUGUCAUCCAAUUGACACAGUUGGCCUCAAAUUCACUCCCAGUGUUGGGGAAGCUACUUUGAAAGAAUAGUUCAAAGCAUAGUUCAAACUACCUUGUUAAAAAAAAAGAUCAAAUUGACAAUGUACAUGUUUUACGAAAUUAAAGAAAAAUAGAACACAAAAAAGUCACAAACCAGCAAAAAAUGCCACUCAGUUGAGUUUAUUGCAAAAAGUGCCUACUUUUGAAAAUAUCAACUCAGAUGAUUCAGUCACUCUCAUGUAAUGUCCAUCAGUCAGACACCUGCCUUUCAGAAAAUAGACUCCAGUUGGGGGAAUUGCACAUAGCAGGAUUACUCAGUUAUGCGUUCUUAGAUGUGUGUUUGACAUCUUUGUAGUAGGGAGUGUACUUACUCUUGGUUUGCAUAGCUCACAAGUAAAAAGGUAGAUUUUCUCGGUGGAGCUAGUCAAUGGCAUGUAUUUGCUUAAAUUGGCAUGAAAAGUGUUGGCCACCCAUGGUCACAUUUUCUGUUACUGUGGAUAGUUACGUGAGUAGAAGAUGGACUGAUCUCCAAAAGGCAUAAAGUUA